Messenger RNA from Lathyrus oleraceus (garden pea), 1555 nucleotides. RefSeq lists its product as uncharacterized. The record is from RefSeq and is a predicted model, not a curated record. Lineage: Eukaryota; Viridiplantae; Streptophyta; Magnoliopsida; Fabales; Fabaceae. Gene Ontology annotation, molecular function: oxidoreductase activity. The coding region runs from base 155 to 1114 and encodes 319 amino acids. The transcript has 12 exons. Gene Ontology annotation, cellular component: membrane.
CAUUUCUAAAAUGCAAGAAUUUUCAUGAAUGAUAAAUGACCUUAAGGUAUUCAAAACACGAUUCUUAACCCCAUUCCAUUUUCAUUUUAUUCAAUUUCAUGUCAAUAGAACAAACACUUGCUAGGCGCUCUCUCUGAAGCUUCUACCAGCAGCAAUGUUGGUGCUGUUCCUUUCCAUCUUCCUCUUCUUCCUCUUCUUAUUCAAAUUCGCCACCGCCUAUGGCGAUUUCACUUUGAUGUCAAAGAAGCAUCCAAAACGCGAAUUAAUUGAAGAUAAGGUUUUUUGGAUUACUGGUGCCAGCCGUGGAAUUGGGGAGGUUUUAGCUCAACAACUUGCAAGUUUAGGGGCCAAGAUAAUAAUCUCUGCAAGGAAUGAAGCUGACCUAAACCGAGUGAAAUCGCAGCUGAAAGGUAAGCAUGCACCUGACGGGUUCAAGAUUUUACCGUUGGAUUUAACGUCUGGAGAAGAUUCUCUUAGGAAGGUUGUCGAUAUUGCAGAAUCCCUUUUUCCUGAUUCUGGUGUUGAUUAUAUGAUUCAUAAUGCUGCUUAUGAGCGUCCAAAAUCAUCCGUUUUAGAUAUAACCGAGGAUAGUCUCAAGGCAAUCUUUGAUGUCAAUGUUCUGGGGACAAUAACUCUUACAAAGCUCUUGACACCUUUCAUGUUGAAGAGGGGUAAAGGUCAUUUUGUCGUGAUGAGUAGCGCAGCAGGAAAGACACCUGCCCCAGGCCAGGCUAUAUACUCGGCUUCUAAAUUUGCACUAAAUGGGUAUUUCCAUUCCUUGCGUUCAGAGCUCUGUCAGAAAGGGAUCCAGGUAACUGUUGUCUGUCCUGGUCCUAUACAAACAGUAAAUAACGCAGGAUCGCAGGUUCCAUCUGAGAAGCGUGUGUCAGCGGAGAAGUGUGCUGAGUUGACGAUUAUUGCCGCAACCCAUGGCUUAAAGGAAGCUUGGAUAUCAUAUCAGCCUGUGCUAGUUGUCAUGUACCUUGUUCAGUACAUGCCAACUAUUGGUUAUUGGCUCAUGGACAAGGUUGGUAAGAGUCGAGUGGAAGCUGCUGUAGAGAAGGGAAACACUUAUUCUUUGAGCCUACUAUUUGGAAAAAAGAAGGCAGGGUGAUGUCUAUAGAUGCAUGUUUUUCAACAACAAAAAUGAAAAACAAUUUAUUUGGAGGUUAUUUUAUCAAACUAGUAACGCCCUUUCUGACAGAUGACAAAUUACAACAUGCAAAGUAUCUAAUCGAAGAAUAAAAGAGUAAUAUGGUAAAGAAUCUAAUCGAAGAAUAAAAGAGUAAUAUGGUAGCAUUACAUUUCUAUGCAUUUUAUUUUUCAUAAAUAGCAUGACUAGUAAAUUCUAAUGGGUGAUUCUAAUCUAGGUGCCUCUAAUCUGGGUGCCUCUACAUGUAUAAACUGAACUCAAAUUUUGUUCCUAGGUAAAAAUAAACUUAUUUGGUACUAAUAUGUAGCGAAUCUUAAAUGUAAAUUUGAGAGCUAGACACAUUCCAAGAUUGCAAAUGUGUUGGAACAUGACAUAUUUUAAUAGGGAGAUGAAUUAUUUGAA